GCUGAUAUAAAACAACAAACCCUUGUAUUUUUUUUGUUGUUAUUGGUAACGAAGCGUUACGUAUUUGUUUGUGCUAUUUUCUCUCAGAAACAUUUUGCAAUUCAUUUCUGUUUUACAGGGAACACUGUUCAUGUUAUAUUCAAUGCAAUAUUGAAAUUAUCGGACAGGGAUAAAAUGUAUCACUCCAGUUCGGUUUCGGCAAUUUUCAUUCUAUGUUUAACACUAUUGUCUGCCGCGGAGACCCAAUUGACUAUGGAAUUUAUUUUUGAUGUCCUGUCGCGCAGCUUGGAUAACUUAACAUUUGAAAUACACGCCUUCAGAAUGGACUCCCAGAAGCGUAUGGAAGAAAUGACCAAUCAAAUAAAAGACAAUACUCCAUUAAAAAAAACCUUUAUCAUCACAAGCCCUCGACCAAGAACAAACAAAAAGUCAGGUCAACCAAGAAAUUGAGGAACAAGCCAAUAUCAUUCAAAGAAUGCUAUCAGCCGAGAAGAAAGCCAUUGGUGAUGUGAAGAAGUACUUUAGUGAUUUCAGUCGUAUUGAAAAUCGCAUUCAUUCAAUCAAUCAGUCAUGUGAAGAUAUCAGAAUGGGUUUGGAAGAGUUUGAAGUGGCUAUGAGUAAUAACAUACGGGGUUUAAAGAUGAAACUAUAUUCCGUAAAGAAAUAUGCCACCAAAGGUGAAAAAGGAGAGCCAGGUAAAGCCGGCUUAAAAGGACAAACAGGCGAAAGAGGACUGCAAGGUGAGUCAGGCCUGAAUGGGCUCCCAGGUGAAAGUGGAAGGCGUGGUAGAAAAGGACCGAAGGGUGAUAAAGGAUAUCCAGGUGAACCAGGAAUUGAUGGACUUCCAGGCAUACAUGGAGAGACUGGCCAACCUGGCUUAGAUGGACUACCAGGUACAAAAGGGCAGAUGGGUAGAUUAGGACCGAAGGGCGAUAAAGGAGAUCGAGGUCUUCCAGGAAUUGAUGGAAAUCCUGGUGUACCUGGAGAGUCUGGCAUGCCUGGCCUGGUUGGUCUUCCAGGUGAGCCUGGAGAGCCUGGCACAAAAGGGCCAAAGGGAGGUAAAGGUGAUCGAGGCUUACCAGGGAUUGAUGGACCUUCUGGAAAACCAGGAGAGUCUGGCUAUCCUGGCUUAGAUGGACUACCAGGUAUUAAAGGACAGAUGGGUCCAUUUGGACCGAAGGGCGACAAAGGAGAUCGAGGUCUUCCAGGAAUUGAUGGAAAUCCUGGUGAACCUGGAGAGUCUGGCUUGCCUGGACUGACAGGGCUUCCAGGUAUAAAAGGACUAAGGGGUCCAGUAGGACCGAAAGGCGAUAAAGGAGAUAAAGGUCUCCAAGGAAUUGAUGGGCAUCCUGGAAGAUCAGGAAAGUCUCGUAUGGAAGAUAUGGAUACUAAAAUAAAAGACAAUAUACCGCUCCGAAAACCUGACUCUUCUGAAAUCUUAGACAAAGGGCAAAUACAAAGAGAAAUCAACCAAGAAAUGGAGAAACAUGCCAAUGUUAUUCAUAGAAUGUUAUCAGCCGAGAAGAAAGCCAUGUACGAUAUGAGGGUGCUAUUCAGUAACCAGUGGAAAAACGUCAGUCUCAAUGAACAUCGAAUUCUUUCCAUCAACAAAUCAUGUGCAGAUUUAAGAACGGAUUUUGAUAGUUUUGAAGACGCUAUCAACACUAAAGUAGGAGAGUUAAGUAUGAAACUAGAUUCCGUGGAAAAAUAUACAAUCAAAGUUGAGAAAGGUGAACCAGGUCAGAGUGGUUCAGAUAGAUAUGCAGGCAUAAGAGGACCACCAGGCAUACCUGGCAGAGAUGGGUUAGCUGGGCCUCCAGGGCCGACGGGCAAUACAGGGCCGAAGGGCGAAAAAGGACAAAGUGGAUAUGUGGGUGAACCUGGCAGAGAUGGGCUUCCAGGUUUAAAAGGGCCACAAGGCAAUACAGGACCAAAGGGUGAUAAAGGAGAUGAAGGUCCAGCGCACAAACUCUCACAGACUCCCUUGUCUGGUAGAAAUUAUGUGGUUGGCCCACCAGGGGUUCCAGGAACUCCCGGUAUAAAGGGAGAGCAUGGAGAUCCCGGAUUGCAAGGCUUACCUGGAUUUGAUGGGUUAGAUGGGUCUCCAGGUGUAAAGGGAGAGCGUGGCUUAAAAGGGCGGACGGGUAAUACAGGUUCGAAGGGCGAUAAAGGACAAAGAGAAUUUGUGGGUGAACCUGGCAGAGAUGGGCUUCCAGGCUUAAAAGGGCCACAAGGCAAUACAGGACCAAAGGGUGAUCAAGGUGAUGAAGGUCCAGCGCACAAACUCUCACAGACUGUAAGUGAGAAUUAUGAUUUCAAGUGUUUUGUGAAAUAUAAAGCUAAACUAGACCUGCCUAUUCUGAUUGAUAGAAUCCAUUAUGCAUCUAUAUUUUACCUUUAA
This is a messenger RNA of Ruditapes philippinarum (Manila clam), 2401 nucleotides long. RefSeq names its product collagen alpha-1(I) chain-like. NCBI's taxonomy places the organism in Eukaryota, Metazoa, Mollusca, Bivalvia, Venerida, Veneridae. The transcript has 15 exons. Bases 476 to 2401 code for a protein of 641 amino acids. The record is from RefSeq and is a predicted model, not a curated record.